Austrofundulus limnaeus is the source of this 885-nucleotide messenger RNA. It is a transcript of the gene pop7, whose product is annotated as POP7 homolog, ribonuclease P/MRP subunit. The record is from RefSeq and is a predicted model, not a curated record. Gene Ontology annotation, biological process: tRNA 5'-leader removal. Gene Ontology annotation, cellular component: ribonuclease MRP complex; nucleus; nucleolar ribonuclease P complex. NCBI's taxonomy places the organism in Eukaryota, Metazoa, Chordata, Actinopteri, Cyprinodontiformes, Rivulidae. Gene Ontology annotation, molecular function: nucleic acid binding.
CCGAAACCAUUUCCUGUUUGGAUCUCCGUGGAGAGAAAACAUGUCAGCUUCGAAUUGAAGCAAUUUUCGGGAUUUUAAUCUGCUUUCUGAAGAGAAACAUGACAGAGCCACGAAACCCUGGGAUGUCCACCGUUCCGCAGACCCACCCGGCGCACACCGAGUCCACCUCCCCAGCUGUGGAGAUGGAUCCAGUGGAGUACACCCUGAGGAAGCGCCUCCCCCGGAAGCUUCCGAAGAGGCGGAACGACGUCUACGUCAACAUGAAAACCGAUUUCCGGGCUCAGCUGGCGCGCUGCCAGAAGCUGCUGGACGGCGGCGGUCACAGGGAGAUCUGCGUGCACGGCCUGGGCCUCGCUAUAAACCGGGCCAUCAACAUCGCCCUCCAGCUGCAGGCCAGCAGUCAGGGAGCGCUGCAGCUGGCUGCCAACACCUCCACGGUGGAGCUCGUGGACGACCUGGAGCCUGAAGAUCCCGAUGAGGCCGGGGAGCCCAUGACCCGUACUCGUAACAAUUCAGCCAUUCAUAUCAAAGUUUUCUACCCGGACCCUCAGUGACCUAAACCAGUGCUUCCUGUGGAAAUCACAAGUUCUCCUUGUGUUUAUUUUAAACCUAUAGACCAAAAAGGGGAAAAAAAAGGUUUAUGUAGAUACCCAUGAUCACAGCAUGUCGAGACUUCAUAAUGAAGCUUUUGAAUUUAUUUGUGUUCACUAGUGAACUAUUCUGAAGUCCUCCCUUGUGGGAAGCUUUUGUUGACUUUUCAAUGAGUUGUGUUGUUGUUUAUCAGGUGAAACUUGAACAUCUAACAUUUGGUGAUGUGCGUAUUUGUUCUACUUGUUAUUUUGCAUGUUCUAAAUACAAGAAAUAAACAGAUAAAUCUUCUUUAAA